This is a messenger RNA of Dujonia railenensis, 1521 nucleotides long. The record is from the annotation of a GenBank genome assembly. NCBI's taxonomy places the organism in Eukaryota, Fungi, Ascomycota, Pichiomycetes, Serinales, Debaryomycetaceae.
AUGAACGGGCCUGCAAUGAAACCCAUGAGGAAGAGAAGGCGCCGUGUUCUCCAUAAAAAUAAAUGCGUGAGUUGCAGAAGGCUCAAAAUUAAAUGUGAUGAAGCAACUCCAAAAUGUGAGUAUUGUGAACAUACAAAUAGAGAAUGUGUAUAUCCAACUGAAAAGGAAUUGGAGGAGUUUGCACUAGUAGCGGCAGUUAAAACCGCAGCCUUGACAUCGACAAGAAGUGGUACCAGGUUGAACUCGACCACAUCCCAAAUGCAAAUCUCCAAGUUCGAAUUAAGACUAUUGCAUUACUUCAAUCAAAUUUACCUUAAUGAUCAGUCAGUUGAAAAUCCUGGCAUGGAAAGGAUUUGGAAAUUUGAAGUUCCUAUACUUUGGCAACAAUCCGAUUUGGUCAGACAUAGUGUAUUCCUGCUUACUGCGAUGAUUCUAUGGAACAUAUGCGAUUUAGAAGCAAUGUAUAAGGAGGAUUAUGACCCAAACGAAAUUCAAGGUCGUUCGGACUUCAGUAGUCGGAAUAGAAGUACCAGAAGCGAUAGCCAAACCGAAAGUAUUCAUAGUGCCAGUACUUCUUCUGAGCUCAGCAUUGAAUGUGAGGUGAGCUCAAAGUUUCCCUUGACGCCUGGGCAAAUUGAUGAAUUCAAGCAAACUACGAGAGAAGAAUUUGGCAUAGAUGCAGAUAAUGUGGAGCAAAUGAAGAAUUUGCUUUUCACUAAGCUGAAUGAGUAUUUCAUAAAAUGUCUUAAUCGAACUUACAAAGUGAUGGAAACUAUACAGCGACAAGAUAUGUCAGUGAAAAGUCAAUAUCAGGCUGCGGAAAUAGUUAUGUCGGGAAUACUAUUAUUUUCCUUCUUGGCACUUCAACCUCAUGGAUUGGUCCCACUUAUGACUUUUGACCCAAAAGUAACAGAUUUAGUUUCUAUGGUUAAAGGAAUGAAAGUGUCAAUGGGAAAAUCUUUCCCCCUCCUAUUUAAUUCAGGAUACAGUGGUCUUUUCCACGCCAGUGAACAUUUAUUUCCACCUACAUUUACGGAAGAUGAUUCUUACCCGAUCUGCGAAAACUUGAAGAGUAAUUUGGAGGAAUACUUGGAAGCAAAGUCCAUCGUUGCUGAGGAGGAAAGAGGUCAUUUCAGAGAGGCACUCCGUUUAUUAGAUAUCGUGUUUUACAGAACAAUUGAGAUGAAGAAUCCUCUGCCGAUAUUAAGGUAUAUUUUCCUCUUUGACCACUGGAUACUCGAUGAUGCAAAGCAAAAUAAGAAUGUCUUUUCUUUAAAAAUAUUAUUCACAUAUGCAGCGCUAUGUUUAAUGAGUAAACUACGACUUUUCUCUGAGGCAAAUAUCUAUCUCGAUUAUUUGCAUUGGUACAAAGAGCUCAAUAUGGAACUUUUUGGAGACUGGCGAUAUCCUGACGAUGAAGCAUUCUAUGACUUGAUUGCUAUUAAGGGACUUGUAAUUGAUAACAAGAAUUUUGAUGUGCUAAAGACUUUCGAUCCAUUGAUAUAUAGUAUUGAAAACUAG